Molecule: messenger RNA, 1596 nt
Organism: Cordyceps fumosorosea ARSEF 2679
Lineage: Eukaryota; Fungi; Ascomycota; Sordariomycetes; Hypocreales; Cordycipitaceae
Product: Glycoside hydrolase, superfamily
Exons: 4
Coding region: 1-1596 (531 amino acids)
Source: RefSeq, a predicted model, not a curated record
AUGCGAACACAAACGCAGAUUCUUCUCGCUGCUGGUGUAGCUGCCACCACCCAACCCAUCGAUGUUCCAUUGACCGCAUCAAAUGCAAAUUCGGCCCCCGGCCCGUCCUUCAUCAGCUAUUCCAUUGAGCUGUCGUCGUUUCCCGACUUUGCUGGCAACACAUCCAACCCAAACAGCUUCACCGACAACGUCCUGACCAAUAUUGGCAACAUCAUUGGUAGCAAGCCUUAUAUCCGCGUUGGCGGCAACACCCAAGACUACGCGCUGUUCAAUGCCUCGCUCGCCACCCAGAUCAACGGCACCUACGACCCCGAGCGGUCCAACGAUUACCCGACCACCAUCUACAUCGGCCCGUCCUUUUUUGAGUCGUACCGGACGCUUCCCGACGUCCGCUUUUCUCACGGCUUCAACCUGGCCAAGAGCGCCGUCUCGGCCGAGGGCUGGCAAACGCUUGUCGACACGGCACCGCUGGCGUGCCGGGCGCUGGGCCGCGACCGCUUCUACGCGUACGAGUAUGGCAACGAGCCCAACAACUUCAACCUCGGCGGUCGGUGGGCGCCGCGCAGCACGAGCUGGGGCCCCGAAGACUACGUGCACGAGUGGUUGAACGGCACCGCCGAGAUCCGCCGCCAGAUGCGCGCGCACUGCCCGGAGCUGGGAGCCGAGUAUCUCAACUUCAUGGCGCCGUCGUACGAUGACAGGGUGUCGUCGCUCAAGGCGGUGGAUGUCUGGAACCUGGGAAUGAACAAGGACGACAACAUCAACACCUUUUCGGUGCACAACUAUAUUGACGGCGCAACGUCCCCGGGCGUGACUCUGCAGCACACGCUGAUGAACCACACCCGGACCACGCGCGACGUGGACGAGCAGCUCCGCCAGUACCGCAAGAUCAUGGCCACGGGCAAGGGCAAUGCACCCCUCAUCUUCGGCGAGACCAACUCACUCUACUUCCAGGGCAAGCCCGGCCUGUCCAACUCGUUUGGCGCCGCGCUCUGGGGGCUCGACUACAACAUGUACUCUGCCGCCGCAGGCUACCAGCGCGUGCAUAUGCACCAAGGCACCAACUACCGCUAUCAGAGCUGGCAGCCGAUCGACACGCCCAAGGCGGUCAAGGGUACCAAGGCGCCGUACUACGGCAACAUCGCCGCCGCCAGCGCGCUCGGCAACCUGACGCGCGGCGACGUCAGCGUCGCUUCGCUGCCGCUCGCGUCCGACGACGAGGCGGCGUACUCCAUCUACGAGGGGGGCCAUCUGCGACGCGUGCUGGCCAUCAACAUGCGCGGCUACAACACCACCCAGGACGGCGCGGGCGUCGAGCCGCUCCCCGGUCCGCCGCCGGCACGUCUGCACCGGUCGUACACGUUCCAUGUCGGGGAUCUGCGGGCGCUGGUCGGGGUACGCCGCCUGAUGGCCAACGGCAGCGACGCCAUCACGGGCAUCACCUUUGACGGCUGGAGCUACAAUUACGAGCUGGACAAGGGCAGGCCGGUCAGGCAGCGGAACGUAACAACGGGCGAGAGACUCGCGGUGCGCGGGGGCGUGGUGACGCUGCAGGUUCCGGAUUCUUCCGCGGCGAUACUGGAUAUUGAAUCUUGA